AUCAUUGCAUCUGAAUUUUUGUGGUUUUUUUUAUAAUUAAUUUGAUUACACCGCGAAAUAUUAUUGACAUACAUCUGUAUACAAGAAACGAGAUAACAUAAUGGCAUCACAUACUGUUCUCAAAGAACAAUUACUAGAAAUGGGAUUCGAAGAAAAUCUUAUCAAUGGAGCGUUAAAAUUAUUGAAAGAAAAUGCAACAUUAGAAUCUGUAAUUGAAUCCAUCGAUAACGGAACAGCUGAAGAAGCAUCGAAAACAUUGACCGAAGAAGAUCUGAAACCGGAAUCAAAAGAUGCAAAGAAUGAAGAUAAAUCACCGGCAGAAAUUGAAGAAAAAAAGAAAGCAUAUGCCGAAAAAAUUAAACAAAGAAGAGCUGAAAUUGAAGAAAAAGAAAAAGAAGCUGAACGAUUAAAAGAAUUACAACGUCGUCGUGAUGGAAAAGAUAUUGGAAAAGUUCGUGAAGAAUUAGAACGUAAACAACAGGAAAAUUAUAUUGAAAGUUUAAAACGUGAAAAAGAUGAAGAAAAAGCGGCUAGAGAUAAAAUUCUCAAACAAAUUGAACUUGAUAAAGCUGAACGUCGAGCCAGAGCACAAGGUAUUGUUAGUGGGGAAAAGCCUUCAACAGCUGCCGUCAUAACGCCUUCCAAACCAAGUAUUGUAUCUUCAGCUUCCAAAACAGGUAAAACUAAAUUGGCCAUUCGAUUAUUGGACGGUACUCAAAUUGUCGAAGAAUUCGAUGAUAAAGAAGUACUUUCAGCCGUUCGUGCUUAUAUUGUAACUCAAAAGAAUAUCGAUUUUAACAUAACAUUCACAAUGCCCCUUCGGCCGCCAUUCAAUGAAGAAGAUAUGACUAAAUCUUUGUUUGUACUUGGACUUUCUCCAAACGCUCGUUUACAAGUGAUUAAACGUUGAUGAUCAUCAUCUUAUACUUUUUUAAUUAAGAUUUUUAUUAAAAAACAAAGUUGAUCACCAAUGUCCGGAUCUAUUUUUUACUGUUGUUUCAAUAAAAUCCAAAUGAUUAGCAUAAA
Messenger RNA from Dermatophagoides farinae (American house dust mite), 1026 nucleotides. RefSeq names its product UBX domain-containing protein 1. Lineage: Eukaryota; Metazoa; Arthropoda; Arachnida; Sarcoptiformes; Pyroglyphidae. The record is from RefSeq and is a predicted model, not a curated record. Gene Ontology annotation, molecular function: K48-linked polyubiquitin modification-dependent protein binding. Gene Ontology annotation, cellular component: nucleus; cytoplasm. Gene Ontology annotation, biological process: negative regulation of protein K48-linked deubiquitination; negative regulation of proteasomal ubiquitin-dependent protein catabolic process; negative regulation of protein ubiquitination.